AUGGCGGGCGGCGAGGCUGAGGAAAAACUCGAGAAUGUGCCGACCAUCAAGGCCUACAAGAAUCCAGACUUCCUCGCGUCCCACGCUGCGCGGAAGAUCCGGAUCAUGUGCGAGCUUCAGGAGCCUGAGCAAAGGCUGGCGGAGGCGCAGAUAGACAACUACUUCCUCUUCCUUGGCUCGCACCAGGUGAUGCACCCAGAGGAGCGAACGAAGCUCAUGACGGAGCUGAGCGAGAAGGUCAAGAAGGGCGGGCCGCGGGACGAGAUGGAGGCUCUGAGCGCCAAGAUCUCCUGGAAUAAGAGGCUCAUGCCGAUGGACAAGUACUACACCGUCGCCAUGGAGCUGGCUGGCAUGAUUGCGAAGUUUAAUCUGGAGAAGAAGAAGUGCAUUGCGAUGUGA
Prorocentrum cordatum is the source of this 399-nucleotide messenger RNA. Lineage: Eukaryota; Dinophyceae; Prorocentrales; Prorocentraceae. The record is from the annotation of a GenBank genome assembly.